GAAGACGGGUAGACUGCAUUACAUAAAGCACAUGUCAAUUGCUUCGAAGAAGAUCGUGGGAAGAUUGCUCAGGCACUGGUUGAAAGAGGAGCCAAGAUGAUUUCUACGGAAGAUGACCAACAAACACCACUUCACAAGGCUAGUCAUGAGCAAUGCCCGAAAGUGGUAGAGCAACUUCUGAAACUUGAGGAUCCCAUGGUGAAUGAAAUCGACCAAAACGGCUAUACAGCCCUUCAUUAUGCAAGCAGGAACGGGGACGAAGAAACCGUUCGUCUCCUCUUGAAGAAGGGGGCAGACUGCAAAUUGAAAGUCUCUGAGACAGGGCAAAGUGCGUUGGCUCUAUCAGUUUCUACAUUCUCCAGGAUGUCGGACGAAAAGGGACUCUGGCCUAGAAAUGGGACCUUGAAAGAGGGUGGAGAUGAAUACAAAGCUCUUCGGUCAUCUGAAGAAGCAGUAAUGCUGAUAGCAAAUGAAUCCGCCAUCGCCGAGAAACAGCUGGUUAUGAGGCAAUUCAACCAGGAGGAAGAAUUCGAUAUGCUCGCAAAGAUGAUGGAAAUGGCAGAUACUGAGAAAGAGGAGAGCAAGCUUAUCUGGUAUGCGUCAAAGCACGAACAUCAUGACAAAUUACACAAGGUGUUGUCUCGCCAGGGCCUCCCGUCAAGCAGCCAUAACCAAGAAUACUCUGUCUUGCAAGUCGCCGCGUAUCACGGAAAGCAUGCCGUUGUUUGGUGGCUGCUCAAAACCACGCCAGAUAGCCAAAAAGCUAGAAAUGACCGAAGGAAAGCUAUAGCACUGGCUUGGGAAAGAAAAAGGGAUUUACCAGUGAAUCAGAACGAAAAUGGGUUUGGUUCUUUACAUACCGAGAAAGAACAAAAACAUGUUUUGAUUUCAAAGAAGAUUGAGACUAAAGGCCAAAAUCCUGGAGUGAAAGACCUGCCAAAUAGAAGCAAGGAGCGCGAAAAUCAUAAGCUUCUAGGUGUCUCGCAAGGUCAACAAAAAUACACUGACUUCCCGCUCACGAUAGCCAUGUUGAAAGAUCCCCCUCCAGUCGAGGGCAAGGAAGAUUCAUAUGACCUCAGAUCAAUGCCGCUUUCGAACACAUCAGGGCCUGUAAUCGACAAGUUUGAUGCAACUAUUGUUGAUUUCUAUCAGCGAGAUGGGCGUGUGGAUUUCCUUCGGCGGUCGUACUCUGUCCGAGAUGUGGUUUACAAGGCAGCCAGCUCGGAUAAAGCAGAUACCAACAACGGUGGUCCGGAGCAAAUAAUGGAGCAGGCACGGAAAAUUCUCGCAGAGAUUAGCCCAGACACAGCGAAAGAAAGUAAUUAUUUGCGGGAUAAUUUGCAAAUGAGAUGGAUUCAUCUGCCGGCCAAUAAUAUGAAAUGGAUGGAGGAUCUCACUCAGAGAGUUUACUACGAUAAGAUUGAAAAAAGCUCUUCCUCCCCGCAAAACAGCAACUACUCUUCACUACGUCGCUUUUUGAAGAGAAGCUGGCAUGAGGUCACAAGCAGCUCUAAACCCUCUAAUUUCAUGAAACCAUCGUGCUCUAGACAAAAGAUUGCCGGUCUGGGAUCUAUCCAAAGAACAGCCGAGGCCGAAAAUCCUACUUCUGAAGACCAGAAAGCAAAGAACACAGGUCAGAUAUUCAGGCGCCGUGGGGGUUUCGAGGCCACUGCUCUUUAUAUUCCAUACCUUACUUUUGGCAAGUGCUAUAGCCUCAAAGACGAGCAAAAGCGCAAGUUGAGCGGUGAAGAGCUCGGUCAUCAACAUACAUACAAGGAGCUCAUUGAUGCAUGUAAGGGGGAUGUUGUUCAUGGCACGAGAUCAUUGUAUCAAUUUUAUUAUUACGCUUUGGAAGAUCUGAGCGAGCGUGAUCAGAACCAAGUAGUGACGCGAGCUCUUGUGGGAGGUCAUAAGGGGAAGGAAAUGACGAAUAGGCCUUGGUGGCCGAUUAUCACAGUCGGCCAGUUGUGGCUCUGGGUCAUUGAUGAAGAGACAAUUAUCACAUGUGCCACUCACAGGAACGAUGGAUUCGAUGAUCCGGUUGUUGGUCCGAUAAUCAAUCAGUUUUAUGGCAACCAAGCACACCCACCUUCUUCGGUGGAUGGGCUGUGCAAGUUUAUUCUGCAAUUCAUUAUCAAUUUCAUUCAUACUGCCACCUGGAGAAAUUCUUCUUUUGAAGAAACCCCAUUUGGUUGGUCGGGGAAUCAUACCUUUGAUUCAAGAACUGCCAAGGAUAUAUUCGCUGAAACGAUCCAAAUGAAGGAGGUCAUAAUGUUGCAAGCCCUGGUUGCCCAACAAGAAUCUGUCUGGACUACACUGCUUAAGAACUCAUCAUUUGAUGAAGAAAACAGCUUUGCCUAUAUCAUGCAGGACUUGAAAGUACUGGGCGAUAGGGCAGACACUGUUCAACGCUUCAUCAAUGAGUUACUCAGUCUCGAGCAAAAUGAGGUCAGCAUCGCUGAGGCAAAUGAAUCAGCCCGACAGGGUAAAGAAUCAGCCCGACAGGGUAAAACUAUCAUGGUGUUCACAGUGGUCACCAUAGUAUUUACCCCGAUGUCUUUCCUUUCGAGUCUUUUUGCCCUCAACGUGUCGACUUUUCAGCAUGACAGCGAAGGCAACUUGGUCUAUCAGCCGGGGUGGAUUUAUCCUAUAAUAUUCUGUGUGUCAAUGGCGAUCACGAUUCCGCUGUUGAUGGUUGCCGUCUACAUUGAGGAGGCCAAGGCAAUCGUCAAAAAUCCAUGGAAAUACCUUUCGGGUGGUGAGACGAGCCUAGCUGGGAAAGAAAAAACUCUCGAGUUGAAAGAAACAGAUGAUUCUAGCUUUACUGCUCGGCGGGAUCGACUCUUCUCCAGAAUGUCCCGACGCUCGUCGAAAGGUAGUAUUGUUUGA
Aspergillus steynii IBT 23096 is the source of this 2889-nucleotide messenger RNA. RefSeq lists its product as uncharacterized. Gene Ontology annotation, molecular function: metal ion transmembrane transporter activity; protein binding. Lineage: Eukaryota; Fungi; Ascomycota; Eurotiomycetes; Eurotiales; Aspergillaceae. Gene Ontology annotation, cellular component: membrane. The transcript has 12 exons. Bases 97 to 2889 code for a protein of 930 amino acids. Gene Ontology annotation, biological process: metal ion transport; transmembrane transport. The record is from RefSeq and is a predicted model, not a curated record.